Messenger RNA from Aureobasidium subglaciale EXF-2481, 1830 nucleotides. RefSeq lists its product as uncharacterized. Gene Ontology annotation, molecular function: transmembrane transporter activity. Gene Ontology annotation, biological process: transmembrane transport. Lineage: Eukaryota; Fungi; Ascomycota; Dothideomycetes; Dothideales; Saccotheciaceae. The record is from RefSeq and is a predicted model, not a curated record. The coding region runs from base 101 to 1711 and encodes 536 amino acids. The transcript has a single exon. Gene Ontology annotation, cellular component: membrane.
GUCCUUUUUGAGCGACAAAGUUCAACUACCACCGGCUUGCGGGGUAAAAGAUACCAGUCUUGGCCAUGGCAUAAAUAAAGACUAGGUGGUCUCCACUACAAUGUUUCCUGCAUCUCCUUAUCAGUACUCUAAUCACAUCUUUGGGCCAUCAAGUCAGCCCAUCAUGACUACCCACGCCAAUGAAAAAGAUCUCAACAUCAACUACCUCGAGCAAGUGGACACCAAUGGAGAUACAGCGUCCGACAAGAUCAACGAUGCACGUAUCGAAGCAUUCACUCCUGAGGAACAGAAGAAGAUUAUCUGGAGAAUUGACCGUCGAUUGGUCUUGACUCUUGGCUUCCUUUACUGUGUCAGUCUGAUGGACCGUACCAACACUGGCAUCGCUGUCGUUGCUGGUAUGGGUGUCGACCUUCUUCUCAUCAAGGACCGUUACUCGAUCAUUGUCCUCGUCUUCUUCAUUCCUUACGUCCUUUUCCAACCUCCAGCCACUGUCCUCCUCCGUAAGGUCGGCCCUCGCGCUUUCUUGCCUACCAUCACUCUCGCUUGGGGCAUUGUCAUGAUCGGUAUGGCUUUUGUCAAGACUUGGACCACAUUGAUUCCUCUCCGUAUCCUUUUGGGUAUUUGUGAGGCCGGUUUCUUCCCUGGAUGCGCCUAUCUGCUGUCGUGCUGGUAUCCCAGGUACAUGCUUCAGAAGCGUAACGCUGUCUUCUACCUGAUCGGCUCCCUCUCGUCUGCUUUCUCUGGUAUCCUUGCCUACGGAUUCAGCCAGAUGGCCGGUCUUGGUGUUGGUGACGGUCUUGGUGCUCACUACGGCCCUGACAAGCUCCACCCAACUCGCCCAAGAGGUAUUGGUCCCGGUCUUGCAGGCUGGCGCUGGAUCUUCAUCAUGCAAGGUCUCAUCACCUGCAUUCUCGCCAUUGGCGCCUACUUCACCAUUGUCAACUUCCCCGAGAAGUCCGCACACGUCAGCUUCGGCCCCAAGUUCCUGACACAAAAGGAGGUCGACUUCGUUGUAGCUACCAUUGAGAAGGAUCGUCAUGAUGCAAUUCCUGAGGAGUUCAAAGUUGGACAAUACCUCAAGAGUGCUGGUGACCUCAAGGUCUGGGGUUUCGCUGCUCUCUUCGGUCUCUCUACUACUGUUUCCUACGCCAUCGCAUACUUCUUGCCCAUCAUUCUCGAGGUCGGUAUGGGCUUCAACAAGCGUGACGCACAAUGCUUGAUUGCCCCUCCUUACGUGUUUGCCGCCAUGGUCACUUUCGGUUUCGCCUGGUUUGCCGACAAGUACCGUUUGAGAUCUCCCUUCAUUAUCGCCAACGCUUGUCUUAUGCUCGUCGGCCUUGGCUGUCUUGGAUUCACCAAGUCAGUCGGCGCUCGCUACUUUGGUGUUUUCCUCGCCACCGCUGGUUGCAACGCCAACGUCCCUGCCGUCCUCACAUGGCAAGCAAACAACAUCCGUGGUCAGUGGAAGCGUGCCCUUACCUCUGCCACCCUCGUCGGUGCUGGUGGUAUGGGUGGUAUCAUUGGUAGCACCGUAUUCCGCAAGCAGGAUCAGCCCGGAUACCGCCCUGGUAUCUACGCUUGCCUCAUUGCCAGUAGUUUGAUCAUUGUCAUCUCUCUGUUGUUGGACUUCAAGUUUUGGCGCGCCAACAAGAGAGCCGCUGCUGGUGGCAAGGUUAUUGAGGGUCUUCACGGCUUCAGAUACACUCUGUAAAUUGGGUCCGUAUUGUGUAUUUAUGAAUGAGAGUGGGUGACCCCAUGCUAUAAUUACGAAUCUAUUUUAUCAUUUCACAAAACGUCUUUCUCUCCUGAAAUUGCUCGUGUGAAGCCUAG